Molecule: messenger RNA, 348 nt
Organism: Porites lobata
Lineage: Eukaryota; Metazoa; Cnidaria; Anthozoa; Scleractinia; Poritidae
Source: the annotation of a GenBank genome assembly
AGUGAGGUCGACGAUAAUGAUGAUUUUGACUGGGACGCUGUUAGUGAUUCACCAAUCAAGUGCUUCCAGUUUACAGAAAAUUGUACCAGUGGCGUAGACUUCCAGAAUCAGUUUGAACACCUCAAAAGGGAGAAGAGCGGCAGGAGGCGGGGAAAUCAAGAGCGACAUAGAGGGUCGGAUACCCGUAGGGGUUAUGGACAGUACGAUAACCGUGGGGAGUACGGAAGUUCCGGUGGAGGUUCUAAUAAAAAGGGACAUUAUAGAGGAUCGUAUAAUAAAGUUUACGGACGUGGCCGUAGAAAAAAAUAUAGUGGGAAGUCAAGGGGAUACCGCGGCGGUAAAAAAUAA